Messenger RNA from Caenorhabditis elegans, 1353 nucleotides. RefSeq names its product G-protein coupled receptors family 1 profile domain-containing protein (gene dcar-1). The record is from RefSeq and is marked reviewed. Gene Ontology annotation, molecular function: G protein-coupled receptor activity. Gene Ontology annotation, cellular component: membrane. NCBI's taxonomy places the organism in Eukaryota, Metazoa, Nematoda, Chromadorea, Rhabditida, Rhabditidae. Gene Ontology annotation, biological process: signal transduction; G protein-coupled receptor signaling pathway.
AUGACAUGAGUGCAAACCAACGUACAGAUUGCUUCUUCAAUCUGACAACACCCGAACGCAUCGACCUUUUUCGGCGUCGCCAAGCUCUUCGGGUGGAGCAUGUAUUCCGUACUUUCUAUGGAUGGGCAAUGCUUCCAUUAGCCAUAUGUGGAGCAAUUGCCACUAUUGUAUUCAUUAUUUGUUGUUAUAAGGCGAUAAAAACCCGGCGUGUAUCUCGAAAAUGUUAUGCUCUUCUCAUGAAUCGUGCAAUCGGAGAUGCUCUCACGUGUUGUUCGGCGUUGGUGACGUGUACAUAUGUGCUGACUUGGCAUGACAUAAACCGCGACAUGGUGGUAGUCAUCGAGUCGUUUUUCAUCGGAAGUUUCUGGUCAGCAAUGGUGUCCUAUUGUUCCUUAUCCGUACUGAAAUUGUUUGCCGUGUGGAAACCGUUUCAUUACAGAAAAUGGUUCACAAUGCGGAGAUGUGUCAAUUUGAUGAUUAUUAGCUGGACAAUACUUGUACUAAUGGUCAGCUACACGUUAGCCGUCUCCGCGCUGGUGAAAAUCCCGGAUCUAAACGCAUGGUCAGGGUGUAAAGCAGAGACAUGUCUCAGGAAUAUGUAUCGGUCGAGAAAUCUGAUGACUGCUUCUGUCUACUGUUUCACUAUUAUUGUAUUCGUGGUCACGUGCUUCUUCAUACGAAAAGCUCAGAAUUUCAGUAAUUCGUUUAAAAAGCGGGAGAAAGACGGUGGCGGACGGAUUCGGAUGGUGAGAUUCCCGUUGUGGAAGCUUGCGCUGAAUGUUGGAACUUUUGCGAUUUUGAUGGUUCCCUACGCUAUUUGGUGCAUUGGCUUGGUACUGAACCCGUACCCAUGUCUUUUCCAACGGAAUUACGCGGAAAUGAUGCGACUCCUCGGAUGUAUCCGUCUGUUUCUGGUGAUUCGGUGCAUUUUGGAUCCUCUUUUGGCGUUCUUCACAGAUUUCCAGCUCCGUCGUGGUCUCCUGGAGAUAUUCGGUCAACAAAGAAGAGUCGGCGACCAGCGAAGCACUUUCAAGCAGUCGUACAGUUCAUCAAGCGCCGAUCAAAACUCUGUGAUCGAUCGAUCAACUCGAAGUCAGACGGUCACCACUAUUGCCAGCUCCUUACCAUCCACCAAAGACAAAAAAUCGGCGAGUUUUGGUGGUUUAGAGGUUGAUCGGAAGGUUGAACGAUUCUAAUUAUUGUUUUAUUAUACACAUCUUGUUGCAUAUUUCUUUUCCUUUCAACUCAUAUUUCAAAAAUUCCAAAAUAUCUCACUUUGAACGCUCACAAAACCCCCCAACUACUUGAUUCGAUUUGAUACAACUACGGUUUGAAUAAAUAAAGUUUAAUUAU